AUGCCAACACUACUAUUGUAUAUUUCAGUGUUUGCAGUUGCUGAUCAGCCAUACGACAUCGCUAAGCGUGAUGCAGAAAGUGCCCUCUCCUUUACACCAAAAAAAUUAGGACGUUUUGCAAGGCACACUUUGGGACCACAAGGUGGAAUCUCGUUUGAGUUUGCGAAACGCACACCUCUCGGAAGAACAGGAUUGCCAUUCGCUUUUGACGAGCCAUCGAUUGAUGAGGAACGUUUCGCGAGAUUCGCUCGGGCAGCAUUUGCAUUCGCAAAACGUUCACAAUUUGCGUUCGCCUAG
This is a messenger RNA of Anisakis simplex (herring worm), 297 nucleotides long. The record is from the annotation of a GenBank genome assembly. NCBI's taxonomy places the organism in Eukaryota, Metazoa, Nematoda, Chromadorea, Rhabditida, Anisakidae.